Messenger RNA from Microthlaspi erraticum, 306 nucleotides. The record is from the annotation of a GenBank genome assembly. Lineage: Eukaryota; Viridiplantae; Streptophyta; Magnoliopsida; Brassicales; Brassicaceae.
AUGUUCUUCGCCUACCGUCGCCGUCGAAUCCAGAAAGAGCCAUCAUCGUCGCCGCCGCCGUUUCUUCUUCCUCCGCUGAAGUAUACUUCUGUAAGUCAUACUCAUCUAUCAAUCUAUAUACGCGUCUCUCUUUCCCUCAUACUCACUCUGUUUCCUUUUUUAUGGACCUUUCCGCCGCCUUCGUUGCCGCUGUCCGUGGUUGCCGCUGUUGUAUCGCACAACUUAUUCUCUCUCUCUCUCAACGCCGGUGAGCUAUCCCCCUUCCACUAUUGGCUCUCUCUUUACCCCCCUCAAACCGUCGCCUAA